CGAAAGCCAAUCGUCUCCCUGCCGGUGAGCGAAAAAUCUCAACUAUAGAUUCGGUGUACUGGUGCAGCUUGCAUUGAGAAAUCUAGUUUACUUCGGACGAGGGUUCUCUCAGAUUUUGGACAGAAUGAGCGGCCGUGCCGUGGAAGGACGCGACGUCAAUUCGAUUCGCGAGGAUGACGAUGAACAUAGCCAGUGUUUUGCCCUAGAUCUGCGCAAUCAAUCCAGAGGACCAAUGGCCAUGGACCAAUGCACCGAAACGAGCAACAACUGCGUAAGCGAGCCUCCCCUAUCUCAAGCCGAAAUGUCGGGAAGUGCGCCUUUCGCCAAUCAAUUGUCCUGUCUGAGCAAGCAAGCAAGCCCAAUGAGGUCCGAAGGGUGGAAUGAGCUCCAGCCCGCCGGAGAGGAGGCCGCAAUGGAAAGGCGACUGCAAAGAACGAAGGUGGAAAAGCCAUCAGAACCUUUUGAGUUCAGGGAUACCAAUCAAUAUCCUGCACAAAAAAUUAUCUCGCCAAUCGAUUCCAAGCAAGCAAUCGUGGUGGACAAGGGCAGUUUGGCUCAGGGAAGACCCGGUACAUCGGACACAAAAACAAUAUCAUUUCCUCCAAGAGAGAGUGUCGAUAAAUCAAACCGCUUGCUGCACGUUGAUGUAAGCUGCAAACGAGAGACUAUACAGACUCAAUCCAACGAAGAUUCGGAAAGUGAAGGAGCCUCCGCAGAUAUUGGCGACUAUUCCGAAUUUAGCUAUAGUGACGAAGAAAGGCCUUUGACGGUUCAAGAAAACCAGCUUCUCUACGGAUCAACAGGUGAAUACAGUUUAUACAGCUUGGAACAGAUGGAAAACCGUUUCGAGGAUCGCGAUUUCCAUGGUGCUCACCAAAAAGUAGUUCGACACAGCCAUACACAUUCGCCGUUCGCCAACUUGGGCAAGACCUCAACUCUCAAGGCCGCGCGCGCCACCUUCUUACCUCAGACUAUUGUUCUGGAAACUGACGCUAAAAACUAUCCCACUUAUCUGUGUCCAAUAUGUGGCACACGACAAAGGGAGUUCUUCAGUGUUUCCGACGCACCGCGACAGCUUGAAGGUCCCUCCGGCUAUUUGGCUCUGUACUUUUCAAUUUAUGUCAUCUCGUCGCUUUUCAUCUUUGGUUUGGAAGAGGGAUGGCGACCAUUGGAUUGCAUUUAUUUUGCAGUUGUUACACUCACAACCGCUGGACUGGGAGAUUUCGUCCCCACGUCAGAUGUGAACAAAAUUAUUUGUUCUAUCUUCAUUUACUUCGGUGUGGCCUGCAUUGGAUUAUUGCUCGGAUCUUACAUCGCUGGCAUGCUAGAUGAUAGUGCAUCACGGGAAGCCAAAAGAAAUCAGCUGAGUUCGUGUCCAAAUUGUGCCCGUAUAAAGACUCUCCAGGAUGCAACGUCCAAUACGCCAGAGCAUACGGUGCCUGACACAACACCAGCUAUUCCUAGGCGAAGUAAUCGUCGAAGUUGUGCAUCCGAGCGUAUACUUGACAAAGCUCAAAACCAGGAUCACAGUGCUGUGUAUACGUCACAUCACUGCCAUCGAACGCACACAGGUCAGCGGCAAAGCUCGUUUGAAAGUCACUCAUCCCCUUUCCACAACAAAGGGGUCGAGGUUACAACUUCUUCUUCGCAAGGUGCAUCGACGGUUGAAAAUAUAGCGUCUUUGGGUGAGUCGCAGCUAUUCUCCACUAUCUUCCUCAUCCCCCCCCCCCCCCCCCCAACAAAUCUUUUAGGAUCGCCAGUCACAAGAGGGAUCCUUGGCCGACAAAGGCAUACCCGUCACGAUUCGUUUGACAUAACAGGAAAUGCCAGAAUGUACAGCGCAGCAGCUGGAAUGGGACGAACACGCAAAUUUAGCGAAGAUGUAGGAGUAAUGAUGAUUCCAUCGAUCAGACAAGCUCCCCCCACUAUUCAGGAAGGUGCCCAGCUCGAGACUCCGCCGUUGGGUACUGAUGCAAACGGGUGUAUGGAGCCACCAUACACAAGGUCUCGCGGGUUCACUUCUGAAUCGGAUAGUUCCAAAGAAGAUGACAUGAGCGAUAGCGACGACGACGACUCUUUCGCAGCCUCCACUCAUACCUCGUCAGGUUCUUCCGAAGCUGUAGACGAUGGAAUGUUCAAAUUGCAAGUGGCCAAGUAUGUGUUUCUGACGUUGAAGCAGGCGCUGGUCAAUUCAAUGGUCAUCAUAGGGGUUGGCUGCCUCGGGUUUCGCUUUAUCGAGGGCUUUUCACUCGUAGACAGCUGGUAUUUUACAACGGUUUUUCUCACAACCGUCGGAUAUGGUGGGUGCUGA
Messenger RNA from Phaeodactylum tricornutum CCAP 1055/1, 2311 nucleotides. RefSeq lists its product with no specific name. Gene Ontology annotation, cellular component: membrane. The record is from RefSeq and is a predicted model, not a curated record. The transcript is spliced from 2 exons. Bases 125 to 2311 code for a protein of 728 amino acids. Lineage: Eukaryota; Bacillariophyta; Bacillariophyceae; Surirellales; Neidiaceae. Gene Ontology annotation, biological process: stabilization of membrane potential; potassium ion transmembrane transport. Gene Ontology annotation, molecular function: potassium ion leak channel activity.